AUGGUGCUGGUAUGGUGGCUAUUCAUGGGCGUGUUUCCUCUGGCUCUACAAAUGCGAAGCUACACGCAAUUCGUCCGACCUACCAGGAUGUCGGAAAUCCUAGUCGUACCUCAAGCGCAACAAGUGGAGACCGCAAAUCUGACGGACUUUUGCCCUGUAGAAGCGUUUGUUUUAGCUGGAGUCUGGUGGAAUUUCGAGCCAACGCACUACUAUACUACGGACAAUGGCACCGUUUGCCACGCCGUUAUUCCGCAGUAUAACACACACGGAAACUACUUCAUCGGAAGUUCAAAAGUGGCUCCCCAUCGUACUGCACCAUCCAGUUGUGCAAAUGACAGCUUCCCCUUCGAUGUGUACUUUUACCACGCCAGUAUUGGUUUCUACUCAUUCUUCGAAGGAGAGACUGGCACGUAUUGUGCCAAUAAGAGAUUGUCGUACAUUCAGGUGGAUGUUCUUGGAUCGUACGAUAUUAACGGAUCGUUCUUAGCGGAGGACACGGGUAGUACGAACUCCAGAGUAUCGUACUGGUAUGGCAUUGUCGGUGCGAUCUGGCUGGUAUAUCGUGCUUUACUGAUUCGAAGAAGCUACGUUCUGUGCACACGCUACGGUCGAAGGUGCGACGAAUUAGGAGAAACAAUCUGCGAAGAACAAGUCGUCGUCGUGCGGCGUUGCUUUACUUGA
Phytophthora infestans T30-4 is the source of this 681-nucleotide messenger RNA. RefSeq lists its product as uncharacterized. NCBI's taxonomy places the organism in Eukaryota, Oomycota, Peronosporomycetes, Peronosporales, Peronosporaceae. The record is from RefSeq and is a predicted model, not a curated record. The transcript is spliced from 2 exons. The coding region runs from base 1 to 681 and encodes 226 amino acids.